Molecule: messenger RNA, 627 nt
Organism: Cynara cardunculus var. scolymus (artichoke)
Lineage: Eukaryota; Viridiplantae; Streptophyta; Magnoliopsida; Asterales; Asteraceae
Exons: 1
Coding region: 1-627 (208 amino acids)
Source: RefSeq, a predicted model, not a curated record
AUGGCAUCAAAUUCAGAAGCUUAUGUGCAAGCUGCCAUACCCAAAUUUGAAUGUUACUAUGAUUAUAGGGUUAUGUUGAUGGAAAACUUCUUGAGGUCAAAGGAGUAUUGGUCAUUGAUCGAGGAAGGAAUUCCGACAGUUGCAAAUGGUAAAGCACUAACAGAGGUACAAAAAAAGAUUAUUGAUGAUCAGAAGCUGAAAGAUCUUAAAGUGAAGAACCAUCUCUUCCAAUAUAUUGAUCAUACGAUAAUGGAGACAAUUCUCUCGAGAUAUAUGACUAAGGAUAUAUGGGAUCCCAUGAAGCAGAAAUUUCAAGGUUCAACUGGUGUGAAGCAUGCACAACUUCAAUCAUUAAGGAGAGGGUUCGAAGUUUUGCAGAUGAAGGAAGGGGAGCAGUGGAAUCAGUAUUUUUCAAGAACACUCUCCAUUGCGAACAAUAUGAAGACACACAAGGAGAAGAUGAAGCAAAUGAUUAUCAUUGAGAAGAUAUUCAAGUCCAUGACCUCAAAAUCUAAUUACGUUGUGUAUUCUAUUGAAGAAUGCAAUAACUUGGAGACUUUGACAAUAUAUGAGUUGCAGAGCAGUUUGGUUGACGUCACUAUCAUAUCAACAGUGGAAUCAUGUUAA